AUGCAGACUGCCGUGGCGGUCCUCGUAUCAGGCGUGGUGGCGCUGUUCGGUGUGACGAGCGCCGUGCUGGGGUUCAUAGCCGAGGCCAACAGGCUCAAACCGGAUGAAAUCUACGUGUCUGGUAGCGACUGCGUGUAUCCGGCCAACCCCGCUCACACGCUGGGGUUCUGUGCCAUCCUCCUGCUUGUGGUGGCCCAGAUCAUCGCCUCGGCGGCCGGCGGCUGUUGCAGUUGUUGCAGGCCACCGGGCGGGGCUUCUUAUUCCAACUCCACUACCACUGGGCGACGAGUCGUGGGCGUCGUCGCCUCUGUCCUCUCAUGGGUAGCGGCGUUGAUCGCUGCGGUUUUCUACUUGGUAGGCGUGAUGUUAAACGCGCCCACGAUGCGCGAAGCCAAAUUUACGGGCCCAAUCGAGGAGUGUUCCGUACUCAAGGGCGGUGUCUUCGUCAGGGUGGCCGUGCUUAGCCUCGUUGCCACCUCGCUUGGGAUCAUGUCCUGUGUCUUGCUCCGCCUGCCGGCGGUUACGGACGCGCCGCCAGAACAAGGCCAGCAUGCGGUCGGGCUGCCGCAGUGGCUCGCUCAGGGGUUCGGGCAUCCGUACCCUACGCAAGGGUAUGGUCAGGCAUCGGACCCAAAGUUCGCUCCUCCUUCUCAGGGUUAG
Molecule: messenger RNA, 660 nt
Organism: Miscanthus lutarioriparius
Lineage: Eukaryota; Viridiplantae; Streptophyta; Magnoliopsida; Poales; Poaceae
Source: the annotation of a GenBank genome assembly